Molecule: messenger RNA, 192 nt
Organism: Saprolegnia parasitica CBS 223.65
Lineage: Eukaryota; Oomycota; Saprolegniomycetes; Saprolegniales; Saprolegniaceae
Exons: 1
Source: RefSeq, a predicted model, not a curated record
CUCGUGCCCCUCGACAUCAAGCUGCCGCGCGAUGUCCAUCUCGGCAAGCCGAAGCGCACGCUGAGUGUGCGAAGCGACUCGGUCGACCUCACGGACGCGUGCGAGACGCUCGUCGAUGGCGACGACGACUCGAGCGACGAAGGCAUCAUUACGGCCGAAGAGCUCGACUCGUUCCGGUUUUGUUUUUACUAG